AGUGCGCGCGAAAACUCUGCCGAUUCUGUUACUGAGCGCACGCGCUGUCUCGAGCCCGCCUCCUCUCUUCUCACGUGACCCCUCCUCUCCUCUCCCUCUCGGCUCCAUAUUGAAUUUGAAACUGAAGGAAACGAGCCUGGUCACAAAAUGGAGGUAUCCAGGCCUGAAGCAUGUAAAAGCAACUAGAAGAAAGGGAGAACCUGGCUGCCUCCAUUAGUAACUGCUACUGCAUAAGAGGCAGAGAGGAAACUCCAGACGGUAGCAUAACAGGUUAAAAGGAGCAACUGAGUUAGUGCAUCCUUCGAAAAUGUCUGGGAUCAAAGAGGAGAGAGAUAUUGAAGACUACAAGAGGAAAGGAAGAAGAUCUUCACAGGGCCAUGACCCAAAGGAGCCAGAACAGUUGAGAAAAUUGUUCAUUGGAGGCCUGAGCUUUGAAACAACAGAUGAUAGCUUAAGAGAACAUUUUGAAAAAUGGGGCACGCUCACGGACUGUGUGGUGAUGAGAGACCCACAAACAAAACGUUCCAGAGGCUUUGGCUUUGUGACUUACUCUUGUGUGGAAGAGGUAGAUGCUGCAAUGAGUGCUCGACCACAUAAGGUUGAUGGGCGUGUGGUCGAGCCCAAGAGAGCAGUUUCUAGAGAAGAUUCUGUAAAGCCUGGAGCACACUUAACAGUAAAGAAAAUAUUUGUUGGUGGAAUUAAAGAAGAUACAGAAGAGUAUAAUUUAAGAGACUACUUUGAAAAAUAUGGCAAGAUUGAAACCAUAGAAGUAAUGGAAGACAGGCAGAGUGGAAAGAAAAGAGGAUUUGCUUUUGUAACUUUUGAUGAUCAUGAUACAGUUGAUAAAAUUGUUGUUCAGAAAUAUCAUACUAUAAAUGGACAUAAUUGUGAAGUGAAAAAAGCACUUUCCAAGCAAGAGAUGCAGACUGCUAGCUCACAGAGAGGUCGCGGGGGUGGCUCAGGCAACUUCAUGGGUCGUGGAAGUUUUGGAGGAGGAGGAGGUGGUGGUGGUGGAAAUUUCAGCCGAGGAGGAAACUUUGGUGGCAGAGGAGGCUAUGGUGGCGGCGGCAGCGGUGGUGGUGGUGGGAGAAGUGGAAGCUUUGGGAGUGGUGAUGGAUAUAAUGGAUUUGGCGAUGGUGGGAACUAUGGAGGUGGCCCUGGUUACAGUAGUAGAGGGGGUUAUGGUGGUGGUGGUGGUGGAGGACCAGGAUACGGAAACCCAGGUGGUGGAUAUGGUGGCGGUGGUGGUGGUGGUGGAGGAGGAGGAGGUGGAUACGAUGGUUACAACGAAGGAGGAAAUUUUGGUGGCGGUAACUAUGGUGGCAGUGGAAACUAUAACGAUUUUGGCAAUUAUAGUGGACAACAGCAGUCAAACUAUGGACCCAUGAAAGGAGGUGGCAGUUUUGGUGGCAGAAGCUCAGGCAGUCCCUAUGGUGGUGGUUAUGGAUCUGGAGGUGGCAGUGGUGGCUAUGGUGGCAGAAGAUUCUAAACUGAACCAGAAAAAGGGCUACAGUUCUUAGCAGGAGAGAGAGAGCGAGGAGUUGUCAGGAAAGCUGCAGGUUACUUUGAGACAGUCGUCCCAAAUGCAUUAGAGGAACUGUAAAAUCUGCCACAGAAGGAACGAUGAUCCAUAGUCAGAAAAGUUACUGCAGCUUAAACAGAAAACCCUUCUUGUUCAGGACUGCCAUAGCCACAGUUUGCAAAAAGUGCAGCUAUUGAUUAAUGCAAUGUAGUGUCAAUUAGAUGUACAUUCCUGAGGUCUUCUAUCUGUUGUAGCUUUGUCUUUUUUUUUUUUUUCCUCAUUACAUCAGGUAUAUUGCCCUGUAAAUCGUGGUAGUGGUACCAGGAAUAAAAAACAAUUAAGGAAUUUUUAACUUUUCAAUAUUUGUGUAGUUCAGUUUUUCCACAUUUAGUUCAGACUUUAACAAAAAUAAAGAAAUGUAGUUUAGGGUGUUUCUUGUUAAUGGAGAAGAUUGAUGCAUUUCUCAAUUACCAUUUUGUGUUAACUUUAACUGUAGAAACACCUGCUGAUUUGUAGUCUUAAGGGGUCUAGUCUCAAUGCAUAUAUAACUCCCAUUGACAUGAGUUAUAUAUAUGCAAAUAGAACAUAUGUUGCAUUAUAGUUUUGUUUAGAUGUAUUAUUAGGAUUGAGUUAUUUAAACUAGUGUUUGUGAAUGAUAGAAUUAAGCUUACUUUCAAAUGAAAAUUUCAAAUUACUUUUUGGUUUGUGCAUAUUUUUUAAUUUGUAGUUCUGUAUUACUUAGUGCUGGCUCUGCAAGAAAAUAAGGCAUGAUAAAUAUUUUAACAAGACUCUCUUUAGCUACAUUAAAACUGCCUCCAGUCUCAUUGAGAUAUGUAGGGGAUACCUGCAGUCUCUUGUUCAAGUUCUGGGUGAAGAGGAGAUGGACUUGCGUUUACCUUUUUCAAAUUCUUGUAAAGCUCAAAAGGGUGAAACUCAAGUGCCUAUUACCUUAGGGUAUGAAGUUAGAUAUUUUUUGGAUGAAAUUGUGCUUUGAAGAGAGCAGCCAUGAUGUCUUUCUCUUGAAUUAACUAUUUCAUUUGAACGUGCUGUUGUAGUGAGAGAAUAGGUAUAUGUUGUAAAACAAUUUAAUGGCUGUAUGCUUCCUUGUACACACCCUAGGCAUUUUUUCUGGACACAGCCUUCUGACUUGGAACAAAGAGUAGCACAGGUAUAAUCCCUGACAGUCUCAGGUAAUUCAUUAAAAAGCCUCAUGAUGAUGGGCAAACUGUCAUAGUUCAAGUAUUUUACUUCUGAAGAUAUGGGUUCAAGUAAGGGAUUUAGAGUUAUUUAAAAAUAAACUUGGUCAUAUUUUAGUGGCAGGAAAUCUUUUUAGUUCCCUUGUUUGGGUUAGAUUUGAUACCAGUGUCAGUUUGCUUAAGAGACGCCCAUAAUCAAUUCAGAUAUGAUACACUGGAUGAUGGUGGUGUAUCAAAGUGGAAUACAAGCAGAAUAACUGGGUAGGUGACAGUAAUGCUGAAAAGGAUCUGGGGGUUAUAGUGGAUCACAAAUGAGUCAACAAUGAUGCAUUUGCAAAAAGGGCUAAUACUCCUGUUAAUACACCCCAGAAUGUCUCCAUGUAGGACAUUGUGGGUGGGGGAGAUGGUGUUAAUUGUCCCUCUUUGCUUGGCACUGGUAAGCUUCAGCUAGAGCAUUUUUCUAGUUCUGGGUGCCACACUUAAAGAAAGAUGUGAAUAAAUUGGAGAGUUAAGAGGAGAGCAACAAAUAAAAGGCUUAGAAAACCUGACAUGAGGAAAGGCUAAAAAAACUGGGCAUGUUUAGUCUUGGGAAAAGAACAUGGAGGGGGGGACCUAAUAAGUCUUCAGCAAUGUUAAGGGUUUUUACAAAAAGGAUGGUAAUCAAUUGUUCUCAAUAUGUACUGAAGGUAGAAAAGCAGUAAUGGGCUUAAUCUGCAGCAAGAGAGAUUUAGGUUGGAUAUUAGGAAAUCCUGUUUAACAAUAACAAUAGUUGAGUUCUGGAAUAGGUUUCCAAAAGAGGCUCUGGAAAAUCCUUUUAAGAAAGAGGUUGGGCAAAAAAACCUAUCAAGGUUUACUUGGUCCUACCUCAGCACAGAGGGAUGAAAUUGAUGACCCCUUUCCUUAACUUGAUUUGACUUUUCUCUCAACUCUUGCCAGAGCAGUGCUUUCUGUCAUACAGGCCCAGAAGAGUAGGGAUACAGUCAGUAGAAGAAAAACCCCAGACAUUUGACAGUAUGUGAUGCUCAAAUUGUUCUCACCUGUUUCACCUCUGAGUCAAUGUGCAGUAUAAGGUAAAUGCAAUUCCAGCACAGGAAUCCAUCUUCAAAGAUGUUAUGAAAUGGCUUAAGUUACGAACAGUCAAACUACAAUACUACUAUUUAAGAGGCUGUAGAAGAAAUAAAAAUCAAUAAAAUCAUUUAGCCAUGUUGCCAAACAUUGUUAUGGGAGUGUGUUCAAAUUUCAGAAUACUAAAGAAACAAGGAACACUGUCAAGGUUGGUAGGCACCAAACUGGAUUUUUUUUCUCAUCUGCUCAGGUUUUUCCUGUGGGAAUGUUCUAAAAUGAUUUUUUUAUCUCUAGUUUAAAAAAAACCUAAUAGUCCAGUAUCUGCAUGAAUCCAGACUAUAGUAGAAUGGCAUGCAUUGAGAUGGGAGUUGAAAAAGUAGCACUUAAAUGAGAUAUUUAAAUCAAGCUCCUUGGAGGUGUAGAGAAUGGCCAAACUUUAAAAGGUACAUCAAAUCUGGCAUCUGAUUUGGAUACUUGCAAAAUUGUGGGUGAGUUCUGCAGUCACACAACAUUUAGAUCACUCCUUGACUUGCAUGUGCAAAUGCUUGCUAACAAGGAGUUGGGUAGACUUGGAUCUGCAUCUGAUUGUAGGGAAAGAAUUAGGAUGGGUUGAGGUAAAGUCUUGACAGUGUUCUUUUUAACAAGGCCUCUGUAGCUGCCCUGUAACACUUACAUUAGUUUCAAAAUUGAUUAUCAACAAGACUUGUUUGCCACUUGAAACAGUUGAAGUCUGCAAGUGACUUGUUCUGAAGUGGGUGGGGUAGCUUAGUUGUGGUAUGCAAUAUGGAAAAGUGUAAGCUGUGAGACAGUGAUUAACCAGCUUUAAGAACCUAGGAUGUACUUCUUAGCAAAGUAUGGAUCAAAGGACUCAUAAGACAGGACUUCAGCAGCCUAUUGAGUAUGGACAAGUCAGCAUAAUUAAAGAAUGACAAGGCAGCAGCAGCAACAGCAGCUUCAGCUUCCAGAGAAGUGAAGGCAUAAGAUACUGUGCUGAUAGUGAGCAGCUUUCCAAAGGCUAGUUAAAUCUUCUGAAAUAUCGAAGAAAGUCUAGCAAGAGUUCUUCACCUUUUGGAACCUCCUUGAGUGAUAGCCACUUGAGUUGACACAAAAUCAAUAGGUCUAGCAUUUAGACCUGAAAGGAAGGGCAAUGAGAUAGGUAAGGUUUGCCUUUAAAAAAUUUUCAUGAAUUAGAAUAGUAGUGUUUUUUUAAACAAGGUAAGAGUAAUUUAUUUACAUUGCAGGUUGAAUGAGAAGCUGCAGCUUGACAAAAUGAGAAAUGUCUUGCAUAUCUCUUCAGUUCAAAGGCUUCUGACUAGUUUCAUCAGACAAGGAGAUGAACGAUUUACUUUAAAGAAAAGUUGGACAGAUGAUAUACCAGAAUAUCUGAAUUUCCAGGUUGACUCCUGUACCUCUAAGAUAACUUUUUUCCUGAACUCAGUGGUGCAAGUCUAUCCAUCAUAGAAGAAAAAUGACCCUUCCAUAGAGGAUAAUGUCACAAGAUUUGAAAACAGAAAUUAAACGUAUAAUUAAAAUGUCAGAUAAAGGCUUAAAGGAUAAUGUAGUGAAACCGUACAGCUUGCAUUCAAACAAGUUUUAGAAAAGAACAUCCAUAAAUGUUAACUAUGUAUAUCAAAGUAUUGUCGAUAAUGCAUUUAUAUGUAUUUUCUAAUUUUCUGUAAAUUGUCAUGACUUUUUUUAUUAAAAAAUUUUUUUUGAGUA
This is a messenger RNA of Mauremys mutica (yellowpond turtle), 5502 nucleotides long. It is a transcript of the gene HNRNPA3, whose product is annotated as heterogeneous nuclear ribonucleoprotein A3. Bases 308 to 1489 code for a protein of 393 amino acids. The record is from RefSeq and is a predicted model, not a curated record. Gene Ontology annotation, molecular function: RNA binding. The transcript has 15 exons. Lineage: Eukaryota; Metazoa; Chordata; Testudines; Geoemydidae.